AUGCAACCUCUGACGGAUCUUUUGAUUUUUGUGGGCCCGAGCGGGGGAGGGAAGUCGACGCUGAUUGCGCACUUACUACGGAUUUGGCCACAACAUUUUGGCUUCUGCACGAGUCACACAACACGCAAGCCGCGGGGCGGCGAGGUCGAGGGAGACCACUACCACUUUGUGUCGAGGGAGGCCUUCAAACACAUGAUUCACCACGAGGAGUUUGUGGAGUACAACAGGGUCUUUAGUUUUUCCGGUCCAAAAUACCAGGCGAACGCCAGAAACGAGAGUGGUAGUGGAGGGGGCGGCGUCGUGCCUGCAGAGGAUGACGCAGAUUACUAUGGCACCUCCAAACGAGAGCUCCACCGCAUUCUUUCUGAAAAGAAAAUUGUGGUGCUGGACACCGACAUCACAGGAGCCAUCAAUAUUAAACGUUACUGCGACAGUUUUGCUCACGGCGGCAGCCGUCCUCAGGCGGCACCGCUGCGGGUUCAGGUCGUACUGGUGAAACUGCCCAGUAUGGAUAUACUUAAAGAGCGCCUGCGUCGGCGGGGCUCGGAAUCCGGUGCGUCGCUGCAGAGACGUCUCCGUGCGGGUGAGAAGUUGCUGGAGUGGUGCGCGGCGCAUCCGGAUUUUUUUAGCUGCGUGCUUAUGAACUCUUCCCUGGACACCUGCGAGGCGGAGCUGCGCGCAUUUGUGGGGAGGAGCGUGUUGCAAAACGCCUGCAGGCUCUAG
This is a messenger RNA of Trypanosoma conorhini, 723 nucleotides long. Its product is annotated as guanylate kinase. The record is from RefSeq and is a predicted model, not a curated record. Gene Ontology annotation, molecular function: GMP kinase activity. Bases 1 to 723 code for a protein of 240 amino acids. The transcript has a single exon. NCBI's taxonomy places the organism in Eukaryota, Euglenozoa, Kinetoplastea, Trypanosomatida, Trypanosomatidae. Gene Ontology annotation, cellular component: cytosol.